Salvia splendens (bonfire salvia) is the source of this 1450-nucleotide messenger RNA. Its product is annotated as calcineurin B-like protein 4. Bases 481 to 1122 code for a protein of 213 amino acids. The record is from RefSeq and is a predicted model, not a curated record. NCBI's taxonomy places the organism in Eukaryota, Viridiplantae, Streptophyta, Magnoliopsida, Lamiales, Lamiaceae. Gene Ontology annotation, molecular function: calcium ion binding; kinase binding. The transcript is spliced from 8 exons. Gene Ontology annotation, biological process: calcium-mediated signaling.
UAUGCACACACACAUUGAAUUUAAAUAUGACAUAUGUAAUGUGAAUUUUUUUAUUAAUUUUGGUUGAAGGUUUAGUUGAGAAGCUAGGUAGCAUAAUUUAUAGUACUCUUUUAAGUUUUAUAUUUCCAGAAAGGCUCUGAGUUAAAUGAAGUCUCUCUAUCUCUCUCUCAGUUUUUUUAUUUUGUUCACUCACUUACCUGCAUAUAUGAGCUGUUGUGGCAUAAGAUUGAUCAUUCAGUUAUGCACUUAUGGCAUUUGGAAUUAUGGAUAAUCAAGCUGUUACAAAAUGAUUUACUUGUUUUCCAUCAAUCAUAUAUGCAAGGUUGUUGCAGUUCAUCAUUCCUAUCAGAAACUUACGAACAAUCCUUUUUCAUGCUGAACUAAGUUAGUUGAUUCAUCUUUGGCAGGUGAGGUUACAUCGAAGCCACAUUAGCUUGUAUUUGUAUGACCGUGGACUAAUCCGUGACCUUUCCUACUCCGAUGGGCUGCUUCCACUCUAAAUCCCCUAAACACAUCCCUGGUUAUGAGGAGCCCGUUAUCCUCGCUGCUGAGACACUCUUUUCUGUCAGUGAAGUAGAGGCUUUAUACGAACUGUAUAAGAAGAUAAGUAGCUCCAUAACUGACGACGGCCUCAUUCACAAGGAAGAAUUCCAGCUUGCUCUCUUUAGGAACAGAAACAAGAGAAAUCUAUUUGCAGACAGGGUAUUUGAUAUAUUUGACUACAAACGCAAUGGAGUGAUUGAAUUUGGAGAAUUUGUCCGGUCGUUAGGAAUAUUUCACCCUAAUGCAUCAGUUGCAGACAAAGUUUCAUUUGCAUUUAGAGUGUAUGAUCUGAGGAGCACAGGUUUCAUCAAGAGGGAAGAGUUGAGAGAGAUGGUAUUGACACUAUUACACGAAUCGGAUGUAGUUCUUUCGGAGGAAUACAUUGAGAUGAUCGUGAACAAGACAUUUGACGAUGCAGAUAAGAAAGGCGAUGGAAAGAUUGACCUAGACGAGUGGAAGGAAUUUGUAUCCCAAAAUCCAUCCCUUAUCAAGAAUAUGACACUUCCAUAUCUAAAGGAUAUAACACUAGCAUUCCCUAGCUUUGUGGUACGCUCUGAAGUAGAGGACUCGGACUUGUGAUUUGUGAACUAGUGUAUUGGCCUAAAUGCACGUUGCAUUCCCCGUCUCAUCUAGAGACUAUGAACUCCAUACAGAGUUUGGAGUGAUGAUUAAGUUGUACACAACAUCGAUUUCACAGAAGAGGGAUUCACAGAAUCGAAGGCCAUCGUGACAGUCAUAGCCAAGGCCAGGCCUUGUUAAGUUGGUUUGUGUUUUGCAGAAAAUGAGAAGCUGGCAGGUUCUACCCAAACCAUGCUCUUGGGGAUUGCUGGUGAUCCAAGAAAUUGUAAAGAUGGGCACUAUGUAACUUGACAAAGACAUGCUACUUGCAGCUUAUUUUUGAGGUUAA